This is a messenger RNA of Zeugodacus cucurbitae (melon fly), 1382 nucleotides long. It is a transcript of the gene ics, whose product is annotated as ras suppressor protein 1. The transcript is spliced from 4 exons. Lineage: Eukaryota; Metazoa; Arthropoda; Insecta; Diptera; Tephritidae. Gene Ontology annotation, molecular function: protein binding. The record is from RefSeq and is a predicted model, not a curated record. Bases 307 to 1155 code for a protein of 282 amino acids.
CCCGCUGUGAAGUGACUUGAGGCCUGUCGCAGCUAUUUCUGUGAUAAAUUAUACAAAUUGUAAAUUGUAAGACAACUGAAAAGUAUAGUAUGCGUUGAUUUAUCGAACGGAUUGGACGACGGCUGGCGGAAAGGCAAAAGAAAAUUCGCGGAAGUUGUUGUUGUAAAUAAUUAAAAACCGAUCGAAAAGAAAAAAAAAUCACAAUCAAAAACAAACACAGAAGACACUAGUGAAGAGAGAACAAAAAUUCACUCAAUUAGAAGAAGUGCUCAAACAGCAAAUCGAAAUACUACCAAACAACGAAAAAUGAGCCAAUCAUGCCUACCAGUCAAUGCCAAAAUGUCGAAGGCGAAGAAAGUGUUGGAUGAAGCGCGUGAAACGCAGAAUCGUGAGCUCGAUUUGGUCGACAAGGGCAUUAGCUCCUUCGAGGAGCUGCCGGGAUUGUUCAACAUGUCCAACAUCACACGCCUCUCACUGAGCCACAACAAGAUCACCAUGAUCAGCCCUGGCAUUGCCAAUCUGCUCAAUUUGGAGAUAUUGAAUUUAUCCAAUAACGGUUUACGUGAGUUACCCGUGUCGCUGUCGUCAAUGCCUAAAUUGCGCAUACUAAAUGUGUCGCUGAAUCGUCUGGACAGUCUGCCACGCGGUUUCGGCGCAUUCCCCGUACUCGAAGUGUUGGACCUCUCCUACAACAAUCUCAACGAAAAUGUGCUGCCGGGAAAUUUCUUUAUGAUCGAAACACUGCGCGCACUCUACUUGGGCGACAACGACUUCGAGCAUAUACCCAAGGAGCUGGGCAAUUUGAAGAAUCUGCAAAUACUCGGCUUGCGCGACAACGAUCUGCUCGAUUUGCCGCGUGAAAUUGGCGAACUGACACGUCUGCGUGAAUUGCAUAUACAAAAUAAUCGCCUGCAGGUGUUGCCACCCGAAGUGGGUAAUCUCGAUUUGUUGGGCAGCAAGUCGGUGAUGAAGAUGGAGGAGAAUCCGUGGGUGGUGCCCAUACAGGAGCAAUAUCUGCUGGGCAUUAGUCACGUCAUCGAAUACAUUAAAACGGAAACGUACAAAAUUCUCUACAAUCGCCACAUAAAGAGCGAUCGUGGUCCGCCACCACCAAAGGCCGAUAAGAGCAAGAAGGCGUCACGUACGCGCGCCUAAGCUGACUCAGCUCAGUUAUCGCUGCAUAAAUUUCGAAUUUGCCAGACCGUUGUGCCUUUAUGUGGAACAGAAAAUGUUUGAAACUAAAGUUUUUCGCGUGUAUUAACCAUAAAUGUUUUGUAUGUAACUGUAUUUUCUGCCUGUAUCAAUGUGCAUUCGCAUACAUACAUCUAUAAUUUUGUACUAAUAAUAUUAAGUAAAUGUUAAAUUAUUUUGAAAACCAUUAA